AUGGCAUCCCCGCGGGUCAGACGCCAGGAGCGCAGGCGUGCAGCGGGCUACAAUACCAAACCGUACGAAGUCAAGGGCACCCCAACACGCAAGCGAAAGAGGCCUGCCAUGACUGGACCUGCCGUGACUAAGCCUUCUGGGACUUUGGAGUUGCAAGACGACGAGGAGGGCAAGGAGAAGACACCUUCGGAAUUGCACCCUGAUCUCGGGAUGCCCUCCCCUACGCAAUACAAGAUUAUCGAAGAGGAAUACAUUUCCUCUCUGCAUGUCCGCAAGCGGGAGAAGGCGCUCCUCACGCAGGCUAUGUUCGACAACAUUUGGGACGUACUUCAUGACCCGACCGCAUCACGCGUUGGCACUCCUCAGUUUCGCUGGUGGGUGCGGAAGAUGUUCACGUUGUCCUAUACGCGCUCACUGCUCACCCCCGCCGAGAUCGAGAGCAUUGAGGCUCUGGGUUCUCCUCCGAUGCCUAUCGUUUUGCACGAGAACCGCCCCAUUGCGCUGAAGGACCAGAUCUACGAGAUUCUCUGCUACUGCCACAGCCUGGCGAACCAUGGCGGACGGGACAAGACAACUGCGGUCAUCCGCGAGCACUACUCUUGGAUACCGAAGGAGCUCAUCUCGCAGUUUGUCCGGGCUUGUCCCACUUGCAUUUUCAAGAAGACGCGCAGCAUGGAGCUCGUCUUGGCAGUCUGUGCACGAGAGGACAGCAAGUCUGCUCCGCCCGUGUUCACUGAAGAGGAGAAGAAGCUGGUGGCCGAGGUGCAGCAGCUCGUGCUGCAGUACCCUGAUGAGGCAAAGCACGUUCUGGCACACUGCAUCCCGCCGCAUGUGGCCGAAGGCAUCAGCCGCGACGCAGCGCCUUCCAGCUCUCGGACAACUACUUGGCAGCCUGCUUUUGAGCCUGAUUUCCUGCAUUCGCCUGUCCCGCUGCACGCUAUGCCUGGACUGCAUCCCUGGCUGGACCCUGCUUUGUAUGACAGUCAAGGGCAACACUGGUCUAUGUCUGGCAGUUCACACGGCUCGUCUACUCUGGUUUCGAACGCCUCUUCCCAGGCUGGCUACGACAAGACAUACUAUGAACUCGCGCCGAUGCGACGGUGGGCUAGCGCAGACGAACCGCUGGAGCAGUCUCUGCUACGCGAGCGCGAGAUCGUGCUCCCUCCACUAACGAAGGUCCUCUCUGAGGGUUCGACGGACAUGUUCGAUCCUGCGACGCGCUUCGAGCCCCGCGCGCCGUUCGAGCUCUACUCACCGCAUUUGGCCCUCCCGCCAAUGCAGACGUGGUCCCGCGGCUCGGAGGCUGACCACUGGGCAACGACAUAUGCGGAGAAUGGAUACGGGCAGAUCGACCCAGCGCUACUGCAGGACGACGGGCUCGGCGAGGUGCCCCUCGCCUCGCCUGAUCGUGUGCUGUUCGCGGAGUAUCGUCAUCGCUCGUCGAUGGGCGCCAUCAGCAUGUCUUCUGCGCCGUCUGCCUGUAGAAUCGGAUCCGUCGAGUCGCUCUUGACGGGUUCGUCUCCCCUCAGCAGGCUUUCGUUACGCUCGGGGCUCGUGAACGCCUACGCUGCGGCGGGCUUGGACGACAGCGAAUCGCAGGCUCGCCAUCUGGUAGUUGAGAUGGACGCACCGCGGUUUGUAUUUCCGACGUCUGUAGAGAGGCAAGGGCUCGAUGGUGACGACCCGUUUGCAAUGACUGAAUAA
This is a messenger RNA of Fibroporia radiculosa, 1704 nucleotides long. RefSeq lists its product as uncharacterized. Bases 1 to 1704 code for a protein of 567 amino acids. NCBI's taxonomy places the organism in Eukaryota, Fungi, Basidiomycota, Agaricomycetes, Polyporales, Fibroporiaceae. The transcript has a single exon. The record is from RefSeq and is a predicted model, not a curated record.